Messenger RNA from Zeugodacus cucurbitae (melon fly), 3562 nucleotides. RefSeq lists its product as uncharacterized. Lineage: Eukaryota; Metazoa; Arthropoda; Insecta; Diptera; Tephritidae. The coding region runs from base 895 to 2724 and encodes 609 amino acids. The transcript has 2 exons. The record is from RefSeq and is a predicted model, not a curated record.
UAACUUCGCUCAUAUAUGAAUAUAGGAUUUUCAAAAAUACGAUGAGCUUAAUCGCUUAUAAAUCGGUUAAUAUGUGAAAUAUAUUUAUGCCGAAUAUAUGGGCCAAAUUGUGUGUUUUCUUAAUAAGAAUAUAGCAAUAAAUUGCGAGAGUAUAAAAUGUUCGGUUGCACCCGAACUUAGCCUUUCCUUACUUGUAAGUAAUACGUUUUCCACAAUUAAAUAUAUUUAUUUAUGUAUUUUAUAACAGUUGUUAGAUUUGCCCUAAGCAUAGCAGAAAUGACAUUUGAACGUUGUCAAAGUGACAUAUGCAAACUGAAAAUUCGAAAAGUAAAAAAAAGAUAAAAAACUUAAACUGUGAAAAUAGUUGUUAAAAGGCAUAUUGAAAAACUGCAACAAUUAAUGUUAAUUCUAUAUCUAUCUGGCGAUUGUAAAAAGCACCCGGUGGUAUUACUCUAAACAUUUGUGUAUAUACGAGCUCAGAAAGUGAACAAAUUGAAGCAGUCUACGAUGGAGAUGUAUGUGAUAACCAAUGCACUCUUGUUGACAACAGGGAUGGCCAUUUUUACGGUUGUGUUAUUUAAUAGUUCAUAUGGAGCCGUUUAUUUCUUUAAAUAUUAGUAGCAAUAGGGGAUUGGUACACUGAUUUAAUCAGCCCAUCAUCAACAUCCACAAUGAAUACUCGAAGGGCUAAAUAAUUAUUGUUUACAAACUGAAUUUCAUAUUUGCAGACCUUAACUCUUAAAUUUAUUUCCAUAUUAACACAACGCUCAUUCCGAAAGCUUAUAAAUGCGGCACACAAACUCAAUUUGAAACAGAAAUCCUGUCAGUUUUCGCGCAACUUGAAGCUCAACACCACAAAUACAUUUGGUACGCUUAAGUGAAAGAAAAAUAAAAAUGCAAAUUUUUGGCAAUUUAACCUGGAUACUCAAUCUAAUUGGCAUUUCUACAGUCGACAAGGAAUUCGGGCAAAUUUUAGGCGAUAUUGUGCUUACCACAUCCCAAGAGCACACCGUGAACACACUACUUUAUGUGAGUUAUAAAAAUUACUCUAAGUUGGUUGGCCUAGAGGAUGUACAGCUCUUCAGCACACUUCUGGACCGAGUUGGACUACCCGCGCUGCAUUUUGAUUCUACUCCGCCUGUGGAGUCAUAUGGGGAAACAUACAACAAAGAGCUGCUGAGCAUCGUUCAGCUGACGGCGAAUAUUGAAUUUGAUGAGCUCCUGCUGAGAACACUGUGGCAACGCUUAUGGCACAAUACACAGAGUCCACUCAUAUUGCUGCUCGAUGACAGCGCGAACGAGUCAUAUGUCGCAAGCAUUUUGAACUUUUGUGUAAAAAAUUCCGCAAUGAAUGUCAUCGCCUUGCAACCCCAACUGGCGGUGACUCGACGCAACUACUGGAUCUUACGCUUGUUUCCCAAACAGGAUGUAAUUAAAUGCAAAUUUUUACUUGGUUAUCGUGCGAUAUUCCCGCAACAUUUGGCUGAUAUGCGUGGUUACCCUUUGCGCAUAAUUGAGAACACUUGGUAUCCGCAGAUCUAUAAUUAUACCCGAAAGCAUACAAACGAGUCUGUGCUGAGCGGUUUUUUGGGCAGAACUAUAACGGAGUAUGCUUACCGUCGCAAUGCCACAAUUGUGAAUCCAUUCUCUUUACGCAACAAAUUUCUAUCAUACGCUGAGUUGGUGAAUACUAUCGUAGAAAGCAAUAUUGAUAUAGGCUCUCUGAUAGAAUACGCUUAUGAUAACUAUAACAUCAGUUACACGGAUAUCUUCACACUUAGCAAUUUGUGCUUCAUGGUGCCGGUUGAGCAACCAAUACCGAAAUAUAGAAUCUACAGUUAUAUAGGUAAUAAGAAGGUUAGUGUGGUCUUUAUUGUAAGUUUGGUUCUGAUGUCGUUCCUUUGGACAUUCAAUGUUCGUGGCGAGGAGCGACAACAUGAGUUACUUAUUGCCCGUUUCAUUAACGGCUCAGUACUGCGCGGUCUACUUGGCAUGCCAUUUCAUAUGAAGGAAGUUAAUAGAGCGGUGCGUAAGAUGUUAUGCCUUUCCAUCUCGUUCGCGAGUAUCAUAUACGUCACUGCUUACCUCGCUUAUCUACAAAGUUUCACCAUAAAUGCCCCACUGGUCCCACCAUACAAAACAAUUGAAGAUCUCUUGGACGGCGGUAUUAACAUCGCCUUGGGCAGAUUCAAUCGGAAGUGGUUUGAUAAUAUACCACAAUUCCGCAAUAAUUUUGAGAACUUUACUGUUUUCAGCAAUCUAACGGAGUAUGUGCAGUUGCGCGACACACUGGAUACGAGUUAUGCCUUCUUAGUAUCCGACAUGUGGCCGGUGUAUGAGGAGCAGCAAAAGUACUUUGCGCGCCCCCUCUUUCGCCUUUCGGAUAUGUGCUUGCGUAGGAAUAAUAUGAUGGCAUUGCCUCUACAGCGGAAUUCGCUGUAUCGCAGCGAUUUGAGUGCAUUUAUAGGGAGACUUACGGAAGCGGGCCUCAUAGAGCAGUGGCGACGUCAAAGCUUCUUAGAGCUACUCGAUAUGGACUGGAUCCUGUUGACCGAUCAUACUAAACCGCGCGGUUUCGAGCCUAUGAAAUUGAAGGACUUGCGUAUUGUUCUAAAGAAUUUAGGUGGAUUUUUGUUUGUCAGUGUUUUGUGUUUUUUGUUGGAAUUGCUUUGGUGGAAAAUCUCGCAUUUAAGGGCUAGAAAUGUGCGUGAAUAUUCAGUUUAGUAUAAUUUGUGAGGAUAAUAAUAAAUAAAUGUGUUUCAUAAAAAUAUUUUAAAUUGUUCUUCUAUUCAUUAACGGUAUAGUUUGUUGAGUAAACUAUUAAUUACACGACCUGAAAUUUGGUAUCAUUUAUGAAGUUAGUAGUACUCGGGAGCUCUCCGAAAUGAAUUGGGUUUAUAACUACGAGUAUCUGUGUUUGCAAUUUUCUGUGAUUUAAAACACUUUGAAUUCCAAUCUUCAAGUGUCUUCAACUUCAUGUUUGAUGAAAAAAUUGCGUAUCUUUUACUGUGCAUAAAUAUCUUUCCGGCUUUGUGUCCAUGUAAAAAAGCACAACAGACCUGGUAUUACUACUGUAUAAUUGUGCAAAUUAACAGCUUUAUUUGCUUAUGGGGCUAUGAUGAGCUCCCAUCUGUACAAGUAUGCAUAUGUCUAUUCUGCAAAUACGAAUGAUUAAUCAGAUUAUACCGGUAGUAGUACAAUUUCAACUAUUCACUAUUUAAAGGAUCAAUUACAAAGUUCAUUGUUGGAAUUUACGAUUUAUGUGUUCAAUUGAGCUUUAUUUAAAAAUUAUUGAAUUAAAUCUGGAAUGCACUUUGUAUUCUUUCGAGUAUCUGUCAAAAAAUCUAACUACAAUUUAGUCAAUAACAAUUACCAUGUUUAGUCUCCCAGUUCGUAGGCUAUAAAAAGUUCCACAUUUAUCGUCUGAGAUUUCUGAAGCGUAGCUUUCGAAUCUCUUUUAGCUUUCGCAGAUGUCUUAGCAACAAUUUCGUAAGCUUUCGAACUCUCAACCAAAAAAGCUCCAGCAAGAAACAAAAAAUACACAAGGUCGUCAGUAUACUCA